UGUAAUCUUUUUAUUUCUUUUUCAGCAGUAGCGAACAAGAUGGGGAACUCCGUAAGGCGGUACUUAAAUUCGGAUUUCCUUGUAUUUGUCAGAACCGGAGAUCGUAAGCAUGCGUCAACCGACGCCAAUGUCAAAAUCAUUUUGAUCAACGAAGACGGAGAGAAAUCUUACGAGAUCGUCUUGGAUAAUAUUCUACGAGAUGAUUUCAAAAAAGGUGCCAGUGAUACGUUCUCGGUGAGAAAUUUGCGAGAUUUCGGUCGAGUGGAAAAAAUCGAAUUCUGGCGAGACAAUGCCGGAGUUUCUCCAGAUUGGUACGUGGAGAAAAUCAUGGUGGAAAAUGUUAAAACUAAUGAAAUGAGUAUCUUCCCCGUGUUUCGGUGGAUCAAAGCUAAUUAUCAUUACCAAAUUCGUCAUCUGGAUACAAUUUUGCCUCAAGACGAUGAACAAGUCGAGCAACGGAAAAUGGAAUUGGAAGAUAAACGGAAAAUCUACAUUGCCAGUCAGAAAGGACCCGGGUUCCCAAUGAUGGCAGAAAGUUUACCAACAGACGAACAAUUCUCAUUUGAAUAUAAGUGGAGUAUCGUCCGACGCAAGGCUCAGCUGAUCGCCACAAGUAAACUGGUCAAAUUAAAGGAAGCCGGAGAAUGGGCGAGUUUCGUCGACCUCUUUAAAGUCUACACCAGACAUGUUUUCAGUAAACCGAUGAGUGUUCAGAGCUGGAGGAAUGAUUUGAACUUCGGUCUCCAGCGAAUCACGGGCUGUAACCCCAGCUUCAUAAAGUUGUGUACGAAAAUUCCAGAAAAUAUGGGUGUCGACGAAGAAAUGUUGAAACCUCAACUGGAAGACAAAACUCUGGAAGAGGUAAUCGCCGAGAAAAGACUGUUCUACACCGACCACAAAAUUAUGGAUGGACUGAAGCACCGAGAAGAUUUCGAU
This is a messenger RNA of Octopus sinensis (East Asian common octopus), 936 nucleotides long. RefSeq names its product polyunsaturated fatty acid 5-lipoxygenase. The annotation marks the transcript as partial. Gene Ontology annotation, biological process: lipid oxidation; hepoxilin biosynthetic process; lipoxygenase pathway. NCBI's taxonomy places the organism in Eukaryota, Metazoa, Mollusca, Cephalopoda, Octopoda, Octopodidae. Gene Ontology annotation, molecular function: protein binding; oxidoreductase activity, acting on single donors with incorporation of molecular oxygen, incorporation of two atoms of oxygen; metal ion binding. The transcript is spliced from 5 exons. The record is from RefSeq and is a predicted model, not a curated record.